Molecule: messenger RNA, 1312 nt
Organism: Ctenopharyngodon idella (grass carp)
Lineage: Eukaryota; Metazoa; Chordata; Actinopteri; Cypriniformes; Xenocyprididae
Gene: lrp2bp
Product: LRP2 binding protein
Exons: 8
Coding region: 131-1162 (343 amino acids)
Molecular function (GO): protein binding
Source: RefSeq, a predicted model, not a curated record
AUGGUAACAUUUGUUGUAAUGGCGCUUUAUUUACUUUUCGCCACUAUCAAACACGCGCUUUAUCUGUUAGGGAAUUUACAGACAUAGAAAACCAUCGUAAGCAUGUGAUUUAGUGGUUCUGUCGGGGGAAAUGGACUGCAGUGGACUGGACUCGACGAAGAAAAUCACAACCUCAAAGUUUCUCAAUGAAAUAACCGAGAUUUAUAAAGAUAUUAGAGAAGAGUUGACGCAAUCAGAGAGCAGUGUUGAGUCAGUGGAGAAGACAGUGAUUCUGCUUAAAGAGAAAGCAGAAAGAGGAGAUUCUCAAGCCGCCUUCCUCCUGGGAAGGCUCCACUAUGAGGAGGGCCGCUACGCAGAAGCAGAGAUCAUCUUUGAUGGCAUUAAAGAUGAAGAUCCUCGAGCUCUCUAUCAGCUGGCUGUCAUAUAUUACGAUGGCCUUGGAACCAAAGAAGACCUUGGCAAAGCAAUUGAGUACAUGAGAAGAGUUGCAUUCUGGGAUUCCUCUGAGGUGGGCUCUGUCAGACACGCGGCGCUGUAUAACCUGGGCAGGGCGUAUCUGGAGGGUUAUGGUGUCCAGGCGUCCAGCGCUGAAGCAGAGUGGCUUUGGCUCCUGGCAGCUGAUGAUGGGAACCCGAACGCUAGUGUGGAAGCGCAGUCGUCUCUGGGCAUGUUCUACUGCAGACCGGAGAGCCUCGACCUCAGAAAGGCGUUCUCGUGGCACUCGGAGGCGUGUGGGAACGGCAGUCUGGAGUCUCAGGGCGCUCUGGGCGUCAUGUAUCUGUACGGUCACGGAGUGCAGAAGGAUCCAGACGCGGCUCUGUUCUGUCUGAAGGAUGCGGCGGAGAGAGGGAACGUCUACGCUCAAGGCCACCUGACGGCCUGCUACUACCACCGCAAGCUCUACUCCAGAGCAGCCGCCCUGGGAGAAAGAGUGUGUGCAUACGAGGACAUCAGUGCUAUAGCGCGGCACACGGGCUGUCUGGAGGAGUUCACCAGGAAGGGCAUCGCUAUAGCCAUGUUUUACUACGCCCGCUGCCUUCAUCUGGGCCGGGGGAUCCUGCAGAACAGAGACAGAGCAAAAAGCUACUUCACACAGGCUGCCAGGAUCGAUCCGGAGAUCUGUCAGGAGUUGCAAAUGGACGUAGUACACGGCAGGAUAUGAAUCACACGUGCAACAACAAUCACUCAUUUAAUCUCACUGAAGUUUAGUAUUAUUUCAAUGUGAUAUAAGGAUGAUACAAAGGAAAAUCUUGCAAAAACCUAGUUUAAAAUGUGCCAACUUCUUAUAAAUAUAAUCUUUAUAUUCAAGUCA